CUCGCGAUAGAUCCGCGAAACUGCAGCUUCAGUGGAUAAGAGCGCGAGCUGUGCCUCUCGUGCGGCAGUUGGUGUGUAUGAAGCUGCGCGUGCCUGUCUGCUGCACAAGCUCCGGGAAGCUGAAACACUAAAUGAGACCAAAUCCAGAAAGUACAUCUCCGAGCAGCUGCUGCAAAGACACCAGGGACAUUCAUAGCAAGGUUUAUCUCUCCGGCCUCCACCAUGAUGAAGGAAUGUCUGCAGUUCCUGAUCGAGCCGGCCAAGAAGAUCAAGAUCCGACUCAAGGAGUCUCGUAAGCGAGUGAAACUGGAGAAGAAGGAGCCGCUGGUGGAGAGCCAGUUAUUCAUCAUGGAGUUAGCCGAGAACUCAACAAAAUCUGCCAGAGGUCGAGCAUCCUCAGCCACAUCUGGACCAGUGAGGACGUCUGGCCCGCCCGCUGUUGUGUCGGGAUUCAUCGUGGAGUGGGCUGCCGUGCUGGAGAAGAGAGUGCAGCCGAGGCUCAUCCAGUCUGUGAACCAGUCUGAGAAACCGGAGAAGAGGGACUGGAGAGGACACCUCCUCUGCAUGCUGGAAGCGGGGGGGGAGGGAGACAUGGGGCCCCACAAACGAGUCAUCAUGGACUGGACCCGAGAGAUCAGAAGCAGACCUCAGAACACCGUGUGGCCGGGGGAAGCGGUGCUCAUGGUUCUGGACGACCUGGAGCUCCAGUGGAAGAGGGGCCGUCUCCAAAACCUGCUGCCCGCCAUGGAGCUCCUUAUCCUGGCCGUGAUGAACGCAGACAGCCCCCUCAAGGAGGACGUGACGAAGCAGUGGCUGGUGAGGAAGCAGCGCAGCCAGAAGACCGACGCUGCACGAUACAUCCCCCACAACGUGUGGAACUGGAUUUGUGAUGCUGCAGAGGAAGUGAAGCUUGACUCGGACUCGGCGAACCCGGACCUGAUAAUCUCCAGCGAUGAUAAACGGAUGCGUUGCGGCCUCGAACAUCGAGACGUCCCUCGGUGCCAGUGGCGCUUCAACGGCUGGUGGUGCUCCGCGGGCCAGGAGGGAUUCACCUCGGGACGCCAUUACUGGGAGGUGGAAGUCGGGCAGCGUGACUGGAGGCUCGGCGUGGCGAAAGCGUCCGCGGUGAGGCAGGGUUACCAGUCGCUCACCACAGAUUCGGGAUAUUUAACCCUCCGUCUGGAGAGGGGUUUGGAUCUGAAGGCGCUGACGGUGCCCGCGACGCCCCUGACCCGCAUCCCACUGCCCAGGAAAGUGGGCAUUUACCUGGACUACGAGCAGGGCCAGCUGUCCUUCUACGACGUGGAGAAACGCUCGCACCUUUACACCUUUCAACGACGUUCACGGAGGAGCUGUUCCCCGUUGUUCGGGACGGUGGAGGUGGUCAACGAUCUGGUGAUCCGGCCUGCUGACGUCCGGCAGCCGUGCCUCUGCACCGGGCCCUGCCUCUGGACCUGAAACCACCAAACGCUUUUUAUUGUGCUUUGAUUCUGCUGCUAGCGAAUACGAAAACUUGUGCGCUGGUUUUGGACUUAAGGAGCGUUCCCAAAACAAACUAAUUAACAUAUUUUGCAAUGGUCUAAUUGUAAUGAACGUAUCAAAAAUGAUCCUGAAAUGACUCGGACUGAUACCAAUUAGUACAUACAACGAUUUUAAGCGAGUGUGUCCUCAAGAUGGCAGGGGAAAAAAAACUUCAAAAUAUUUAUGAAUGGAGGUUGGCUGCUAUUGAAUACGAAUCUUGAUGGCUGGUUUUGGACUAAAGGAGCGUUCCCAACGGACGCGAAGCGAAGAUUUGGCUUUGCUUUACUCGCAGAAGUUGGAGCUGCGGCAUCAUUUGUGGUUACCAGCGUCACAACAACAAAUAAACAUGAUUUGCAGUGAUUUUUGUUGUAAUACAUGUAUCAAAAUGAUACCGAAAUGACUCGGACUAACACCAAUUACAUACAAUGAUUUAACGAGUGUGUCUGCAAGAUGGCAGGGGGAUCGCGGUUGGCUGCUAGUGAAUACGAAUCUUGUUUUUUUUUUUUCGGAUUAAUGCUGCGUUAUCCCUCUGCAUGGAACCGUUCAACUUAACUAGCUUCAACCUUUUUUAAUAUAAUACUGACUUCUGAUUAGCAGCCGAGUUCCAAAUCCUCUAAAAAGCAGCCUUGUCUUUACCUGGAAGGACGUCUUUUUAUCCAUUAAGCUUGAAAAAGGUUUAAAAGUUCUCGAACCACAAGGAUACAUACACCUUUUGUUCCAUUUUCAGUGAAAACAUAACCCAAGAUUGUAGUUGCAAGGUCUUUAUGCCACUUGUGUUUUAAUUAUUGCUUUUUUGUAUUUCUUUAGAGAUGCAGAAUAACGCAAGCAGCUACUGAAGAGCCUCAGUGCAGAUAAUUACAGACGCAUGUGAAGAGUGUAUUCUCCUGCAACAUUUGUCAGCCUUGUUUCUGCAGCUGUGUUAAUGUCCAUGUUACUGCGUGCAGCUAUUAGUCCUCAAAACUUCAAUAAAUUAACACUUGGGUUUUGUUUAAAAAUCUUUAUUUUUUUUGCAAUAGAGUACCAAAACAAAUGCAAAAAAGUGCUCAACUGUUUAAAGGUAAGUCAUGCAUGUUGUUAAAUGAAACUGAGAGUUGGUGUUAACUUUUCUUAAUGAAAUAUCCUCUCAAAUAUGUUUACAGAAUCCCUUUCAACCAUCAAUGUGAAGCCAAUAUACAGUAGGAGUUGCAUUGAAGCAAAUACAAUCUUUCCGUCGUUACAUACCAUGUCUCUUAAAUUCCUUAUCUAUUUAAAAUGCAAAAAUACAAAAGCCUUGUAGAGUAAGAACGCAUAUCAACUUAAAGCAGUCUAUACCACGUUUUUUAAGUAUAAAACAUCUUUAAAAAACAAAAAACAUGUUAUAUUCAAAAGGUUUUUGAUAAUUUGUUUGUAUUGUAAAAUCAUGCGUGUCAGCAGGAAAUCAGCAUAGGCCUAUAUAAGUCUUUAUUUGGCAUUUUAUUUAAUGUCAAUCUGCUUAAAGGUAUUAUUUAUAAAAUGUUUAAAAACCA
Messenger RNA from Gymnodraco acuticeps, 3026 nucleotides. RefSeq lists its product as uncharacterized. The record is from RefSeq and is a predicted model, not a curated record. Lineage: Eukaryota; Metazoa; Chordata; Actinopteri; Perciformes; Bathydraconidae. Gene Ontology annotation, molecular function: protein binding.